Messenger RNA from Caretta caretta (loggerhead turtle), 1986 nucleotides. RefSeq names its product ribose 5-phosphate isomerase A (gene RPIA). Lineage: Eukaryota; Metazoa; Chordata; Testudines; Cheloniidae. The record is from RefSeq and is a predicted model, not a curated record. Gene Ontology annotation, cellular component: cytoplasm. Gene Ontology annotation, molecular function: ribose-5-phosphate isomerase activity. Gene Ontology annotation, biological process: D-ribose metabolic process; pentose-phosphate shunt, non-oxidative branch.
CCCGCCGCCGCCGCCUUCCCCGGCUUCCCGCGCGCGCGUGGGGCAGCCCCGGCGGCCCAGGGGGCGGAGGAGGCGGGCGGGGGGGCGGGGUCGCUAUGCGGCGCGGGAGGCGGCUGGCCGGGGCGCUGCUGGGUGCGCUGCCCCCAGGCGGAGCGAGGGCGAGGGCGAGCCGGGCCCUUCCGCACCUGCCGUUGCCAGCGCGCAGGCCGCUCGGCAGCCGCAGCGACAUGUCCGAGGAGGCGAAGAGGGUGGCCGCCUGGGCAGCUGUCGAUAACCACGUGAAGAAUAACCAAGUCCUUGGAAUUGGAAGCGGCUCUACAAUUGUCCCUGCUGUCCAUCGACUAGCUGAGAGAGUUAAACGAGAGAAUCUGAAUAUUGUCUGCAUCCCAACAUCUUUUCAGGCACGUCAGUUGAUCCUCCAGAAUGGUCUAAGCCUAAGUGACCUGGACAGGCACCCGGAGCUUGAUGUCGCCAUUGACGGAGCUGACGAAGUGGAUUCUGACCUCAGUCUUAUCAAAGGUGGCGGAGGGUGCUUGACACAGGAAAAGAUAGUAGCAGGCUAUGCAAAAUGCUUCGUCGUUGUUGCUGACUACAGAAAAAAUUCUAAGAACCUUGGGGAGCAAUGGAAGAAAGGAAUCCCCAUUGAAGUCAUCCCAAUGGCUUACGUCCCAGUCAUCAGAGCUCUGACCAGGAAGUUUGGUGGCGCUGCUGAGCUGAGGAUGGCUGUUCGUAAAGCGGGUCCCGUGGUGACAGAUAAUGGGAAUUUCAUAUUGGACUGGAAGUUUGACAAGGUCCACAAGUGGAACGAAGUGAACACAGCUAUAAAAAUGAUACCAGGAGUGGUGGAGACAGGUCUCUUCAUCAACAUGGCCGACGUGGUUUACUUUGGCAUGGAAGAUGGUUCUGUCAGCGCCCGUGAGAAACUGGCCCUCUGACACAGUCCAGCCACAUGAUGCUCUCUGCCUUCCAAACAGCGGUCGUAAUGGUGCCAACCUGACACAUUGCCUUAACGAGCAGCUGGUCAGUCGCAGAGGUUGGGGCAGAAGGUCUUUCGGGAUCCGCUGACGUGCUACUGAAUGUCUUUUUUAAAAACUAUAUUCUCUAUUUUUUAUUGUUCAGGAACGCUUGUCAUUUUUUUUUAAAAAAAAGAGUCACUUGAAUAGAAGUUGCUUUUAACAUUUUUAUUUUGUUUUAUAAGAAGCAUUUACCAAAAAAGACACAUCUUACAGAACUUGAACCCUCUGGUUGCUCUGACAGCGUCUUGUUGCAGGGAGAAAGGUGAUCACAAUGUAUUAUUUUUAUUUAGUUUGCUGGGAGGAAAAAUUAAAGAUGCAGCAUGUAAAACCAGGGCGUAUCCAGCUGGGACCUGCUGAUGCCUUAUUGGAACCUUUUGGUUCUGUAUUUUCUCCCCUUUGGUUUUUUUACAUCAUGGUUUUUAAUAGUACAGAAUGCCUAGUUAUUCUGCAUGGGUAAAAUUUACCCACUGUGCAGAGGGUCAUGACAGAAGUGUUGCAUGGGCUUUUUCUGGCCCUUUGCAUAGGAGUGAAUUUCAUCCUUUGGGCCAAAUGCUGCUCUGUUAAACCAGUGUCAAUCCACAGUAACUCCCAUCAAGGUUAAUUUCAAUCAGUGAAGUUACUCCAGAUUGACAUCCUUGUAAACAAGAGCAGAAUUGGGGCCUGGAUCAAGUUUACAGAAGUGUAUUGGAGAAGCUUUCAACAAUGUCUAGUACCUUAGCGGCAAAUCAUUCGGUUAGGAAUGAAGACAAUUUAUCACACCUCACAGCUGGGUUGAUUCAUGGGAGGAUAGAUCGGAAAGCAAAGGAAUAUUGAGUCUUCCUGCCUGGACUGGAUACAAAUGUAGCAAGAGAACAAGGCAAUCAUCUGAUGUAUCCUAUUCCUCCUAUAGGUGCUUUGCAUGUUAUAGUGUCAAAAACGUGAGUCAUCACUUUGUAUGUUAUGGGCACUGAAAUAAAGAGCUGUAAUGCCA